AUGUCUAUUAUUUCAACUUUACUAUUUCAUCAAAAAAAAAAUGUUUUAGAAGCAAUUAAUUUUAUCAGAGGUGUAUGGAAUAGUAUUACACAACAAACAAUUCAAAAUUGUUGGAAAAAAACAGAAACUGCUAUAAAUAUAAGUGGGCUUGCUACUUAUAUUAAUGAUAAUGAAAUUGUUCCAACAGAAGAGUUUUUAGAUGAUAAACAAAUUAUUGAUCUUGCAACUCAAUCUGCAGAAUUUGAUAGUAGUUCAGGUGAUGAAGAACUAGUUUUAAUAAGUCAUAAAGAGGGAUUAAAUACUUUAACUACUUUUAUUGAUUAUUUUAAACAACAAGCAGAUGCAGAAUUUAAAGUUGAAAAUUUGCAUACUUUAAAAAAAUAUAAUAAUAUU
Molecule: messenger RNA, 393 nt
Organism: Dentiscutata heterogama
Lineage: Eukaryota; Fungi; Glomeromycota; Glomeromycetes; Diversisporales; Gigasporaceae
Source: the annotation of a GenBank genome assembly